Messenger RNA from Penicillium coprophilum, 1428 nucleotides. RefSeq lists its product as uncharacterized. The record is from RefSeq and is a predicted model, not a curated record. The coding region runs from base 1 to 1428 and encodes 475 amino acids. NCBI's taxonomy places the organism in Eukaryota, Fungi, Ascomycota, Eurotiomycetes, Eurotiales, Aspergillaceae. The transcript has a single exon.
AUGAACACCACUCCAGAACAAAUCCUCGAUAUCGAGGACGCUCUGGUUUCCGACGAGAAUCCAGCCCAUGAUGACGACACCCUCGAUUAUGAGCGUUGUGCCAGACUACAUAAUUACCUGGUCGCAUAUGGCUGGAUGGCCCGCCAUGGAAGAAACACACCCGACCUCGAUGCGCUAGGCAGAGAAAGGUGGUUCUUUAGGCAACCAGCUGAAGAUAUAGACGCUAUACGUGAGCGUCUGGACUCGCCCCUGAACUCUUUCCUGGAUUUAAUCUAUGAUCCUGAGCCGUCAUUCUUCUACUGGGUUAACGGUCUUGAGAUGAGACUCUGCGAUGAAUCAUUCCCUUUUGAAGACAACGAGCUGGAGGAUGAAGGGAAAGAGCGAUUCGUGGUGAUUUAUGACACUGUUCCAGAACUGGGCUCGCAUUGUCUCGGCGUUCUUUAUGAUCAGCAGCUCAAUCGGGCCUCGUUCCCGAUGACCUUAGAGAAUUCGGAAAGUGUGGAGCCUGUCGACGAACACGAGGAGAUGUGGUUCCCCCUGGAGACUAUUCUCACACACUGGAUCUAUAUGAUUCGCCUGGGCAGGGUUGUUCCUGGGCUGCCUGAGUGCAAUUCGACGUCAAGGUCGCAAAUUGGUCUAUGGUCGUGGCUUCCCUAUUGCAAUGCCCAGAUUAAUAGCACCAUAGCUGCUAUGGAGCACUACUCAGAUACAGUCGAAUCUCGGAUGCCUCCUGAAUCACUUUUACCUAUCUCUGCACCCCUCUUUACCGACCAGGACCUUGAUGUAGCUUCCGUGCCGAAGGACUGCUUUAUUCGUAAAUUCUUAAUCAGAGUCAAGACCCCGCGUUUCAAGUUUAUCGCGCCUGGCCUACAGGUCCCACAUGAUAAAGAGGAGUUUGCGAGGUUGCAGAGAUUUACCACACUACCCUACGAAGAGGACUGUGUUCCAGCAGUCCUACUAUUUCCAACUCCAGACCGGACGGUGAAUCUCAACUUGGAAAUGAAAUAUUUAUUCUCCCAAGCAAGUGGGAAUGUAACCAUGAACGAGGGUGAUCCUGUCCCUACGGGACUCUACAGUGAACCUCUGCUUCGAAAUUAUCAUGAUACGGAGGAGGCAGGCUUCCGCCUCCUUCUUCCAUUUGCCCUACGACCUGAUUUUAGAGACAAAGAAGGGGCUAGGAUGAGUGAUGGGAGAUUAGUGGAAUCGGGCUCAUUCACGGAACUCUUUCAACAUGGCUGGUUUCAUCCGUUUGGAGGCGAACGUCGGUCGCAGAGGCUGGAGAGGCUUUUUGAACGAUGGACAGAGCUGAUUGAAAAUGGUGUAUGGACAGUGGGUGAAAAUGGUGUCGAGGGAGGGAUUGAUAAAUUCCGAGAUGCGGAUAAUGGCAACGGGGCCUGGAGAGAUUAUUGGAUCGCACCGGAUUGGUGA